ACACUUUCCAUAUAUUUUUUCACUUCUCACAACCAACCAGACCCAUUUCGUCUUCCCUCACUCGCAUACAAUUACAAUAACAAUUAAACAUAUAUAUACAUACAUUUAUGUAUGCUUUAUUCUCCAUUGUCGCUCGUCGCGUUGCUUACAUGUAAGAGACUCCGAUACUGAAACCGACGUCGUCCCGACCAAGCCUGGGACCGCCGACGAUCUUGCAAGAGAAGCCGGAGCUCCGUGAACCGGCGGUUCGGUUGGAAUGGACUCAGGCGAUGCCAAUACAGUAAGGUCCGAAACCAUGAGGGACUACGCGAGAGAGUUUCUCAAGGGCGUGGCGGAGAUGAGUGUGGAGUUCGGAAAAGGGUGUAGAGAUAUAUUCAAGCAGAGCUUGGCGAAUCGUGAUUCCUUCUUGGUUAGGAAGUUUGGGAAGGAGUCGUAUAUUGGGAGGAGGAUCCGAGGGCCAUGUGAGAAGAUUCGCUUGAAAUUGAGGUUCUUCAAUGAGUACUUGCCCGAGGACAAGGACCCACUUCACUCCUGGUCCGUGAUCUUGUUCGUACUCGUUCUUGCUUUUGCAGCAAACAAUUAUGCAGUCUUGAGUUUUACCAUGGAAUGGGAAUACUCUUCUUCUACGGCUCCCACUCCCACUCCAGUGACUAAGAAAAUGUACCUACACCCUCCUAGUGCCAACCGUGUAGUGCUUCCUGAUGGUAGAUAUAUAGCAUACAGGGAGCAAGGCGUUCCUGCUGAGAGAGCUAGAUUUUCUGUGAUUGCUCCGCAUGCUUUUCUUUCCUCCAGACUUGCAGGAAUACCUGGGCUUAAAGCGUCACUACUUGAAGAAUUUGGUGUUCGCUGGUUAACAUAUGAUCUUCCUGGUUUUGGAGAGAGUGACCCUCAUCCUGAAAGAACCCUCGAAUCUUCAGCGAUGGAUAUGUCACUCUUAGCUAAUGCUGUUGGUGUUACUGGAAAGUUGUGGGUUGUGGGAUACUCAAGCGGGAGCAUCCAUGCUUGGGCAGCGCUUAGAUUCAUUCCAGAAAAACUUGCCGGCGCGGCAAUGUUUGCUCCUAUGGUAAAUCCAUAUGAUCAAACCAUGAGUAGGGAAGAGAGACGUAGAACAUGGGAAAAGUGGACACGAUGGAAAAAAUUCAUGUACUUUUUAGCUCGAAGGUUUCCUCGAUUUCUUGCUUAUUUCUAUCAUAGAAGCUUCUUAUCUGGAAAGCACGGUCAGAUAGACAAGUGGUUGUCCAUGUCUCUGGGAAAGAGGGACAGAGCUUUAAUAGAGGACCCAAUCUAUGAAGAAUUCUGGCAGAGGGAUGUGGAAGAAUCAAUUAGACAGGGAGAUGUAAAACCCUUCAUUGAGGAAGCUGUAAUGCAAGUUUCAAAUUGGGGUUUCUGUCUUGCAGAACUUAAAUUGCAAAAGAAAGAGAGAGGCAAAGGUGUGCUUAAUUGGCUCAAGUCAAUGCUCAUUGUAGACCAGGAAGAGUACUUGGGCUUUCUAGGUCCAAUUCACAUAUGGCAGGGAAUGGAUGACAGGGUUGUUCCGCCAUCAAUGACGGAUUUUGUGCACCGGAUUCUACCAGGAGCUGCAGUACAUAAACUGCCAUACGAGGGACAUUUUACAUAUGUUUACUUUUGUGAUGAAUGCCAUAGACAGAUUUUCACAACACUCUUUGGAAUCCCACAAGGCCCUUUGAACGACAACACAGUAGAAGUGAAUCAAAGUCCCGUGGAAGAUGAGGCUGAAACAAUAGACAAGGUAACACCAAUUGAUUCUGCCACUGAUGAGAUUUGAACUUUUUUUCUACUUGGGGAAGCUGCUACUACUGUACAUACUGUAGCUAGUUCUGCUAUUCGUCCACCACAAAAUCAAAAUAGAAAAGAAAAUGUAAAAUUCCAAGUGUUCAGGUUUUAAGCUUCUAUAGGAAUCAUUUAUGGUUUUGAUCUGCGUUAUAUGAAGGAAACGUUGCCUAUACAACAAAAGUCAAUAUAGUCUGGUUUUUAAUUGUAA
Molecule: messenger RNA, 2002 nt
Organism: Humulus lupulus (European hop)
Lineage: Eukaryota; Viridiplantae; Streptophyta; Magnoliopsida; Rosales; Cannabaceae
Exons: 6
Coding region: 257-1786 (509 amino acids)
Source: RefSeq, a predicted model, not a curated record